AUGAUAGAAACAAGUAGAGAUGGAACCAAUCUUAGUGGAACAACGGUUUCUGCAGAAGAUAGCUUUUUUAUAAAAGUAAUGAACAGUUCAGUGGAUAUUCGCAGAAUUUUAGCCAUAAUUGGUGCACUGUACUGGAUUUUUAUGACUGUAUUUAUAGUUCCGAUUACAGUCACUGCUACUUUUCUAAUUGUUAUGCUACCAGUUUUAUGUUUUAGCAAUUCUUGGUUUAAUUGGCUUGAUCACAAAUUGUGUCGUAUGGUUAACAAUCAUUGGAGUUCGGCGUUACAAAUCACAGGCACGAAAAUUAUUGAAUAUGGAGACGAUAUUUCAAAGAUUACUGAAAAUCGUGUCUUAUUUCUAGCAAAUCAUUUGGGUAUUGCUGAUCAUUUCGUGAUAAUGUCAGCAUUACGUGAUAAAGGAACUGUUGUUGAGAAGUACCUUUGGGUAAUAUUCAAUAUUUGGAAAAUGACUCCGCUUGGUGUGAUGUGGGCUAUUCAUGGCAAUUUUUUCGUCAAAAAUGACAAAGCAAAACGAGAAAAAAUGAUUGAAAAUUUUAAAAAACAUUUAAUAUUAAAUUAUUGGAAAUAUGAUCAUCGAUGGAUAAUUAUGUAUCCCGAAGGCGCUAGAUUAUAUCUGAUCAAAAAACGUAAUGCUCAGUAUGCGAUUCGUGAAGGUUACAAAGUUUUCCGUCAUUGUGCACUUCCACGUUCAGGAGCUGCUCAUGCAGCUCUGCAAGUAACAACUGAUUCUGCUAAUUAUUCUGAUAAUGGAGUAGGUUGUGAUGCUUCUCUCGAUUACAUUGUUGAUUGCACGUUGGGUUAUCAAAAAGGUAAAGUGCCGAGUAUUGCUGCUUGGAUGUUUGGUGAAUUUCUUGAUGGUAUACCGAAUGUUGCUGUACAUUAUAGGAUCCAUCAGACAAAAGCUGAAUGGAAAAAUGAAGAAGCAUUACGAGAUUGGUUGUAUAAAAUUUAUGAAGAAAAGGAUGAGUUAUUGGAUAGAUUUUAUAAUACAGGUGCAUUUCCAAUGGAUUCCCGAGAGCAUCCGGUCGUAUUACAUACCUCAAUAUCCAAAUGUUUAUAUGUUGAAGUAUUCUGGCUUGUAUUGUUUUAUAUUCAUUAUGUAUUAUGGUUGAAGCCAGUUGGUAAUCUAAUUUAUCGUUGUUGUGCUAUUUUAUGGUUUGCAGUAUUGAACAUGUUUUUGGAUUAUUGA
Molecule: messenger RNA, 1209 nt
Organism: Thelazia callipaeda (thelaziosis nematode)
Lineage: Eukaryota; Metazoa; Nematoda; Chromadorea; Rhabditida; Thelaziidae
Source: the annotation of a GenBank genome assembly